Diachasmimorpha longicaudata is the source of this 1135-nucleotide messenger RNA. It is a transcript of the gene Cpsf5, whose product is annotated as Cleavage and polyadenylation specific factor 5. The record is from RefSeq and is a predicted model, not a curated record. Gene Ontology annotation, cellular component: mRNA cleavage factor complex. Bases 135 to 821 code for a protein of 228 amino acids. Lineage: Eukaryota; Metazoa; Arthropoda; Insecta; Hymenoptera; Braconidae. The transcript is spliced from 5 exons. Gene Ontology annotation, molecular function: mRNA 3'-UTR AU-rich region binding.
CAAUUUUUUUCGUAGGCAGACGCUAGUUGUGCUUCGGUGCGAUUAUUUUGCACAACGUCGAGUGUUUUUUUGAAGGUAUUGGAUUUUUAAAUAAUAUUUUUACGCAAAUCAUUGAUAUAAAUACUGGAAAAAAAAUGGCGAUGACAACGACUCAGGUAAAAGGUAGUGGCUGGCCCAGGCGAGCAAGUAAUAGCUCCUUCGAAGGGAAACCAGUGGUCAAUCCAUCCGUCACCAUCAAUAGAACAGUGAACCUAUACCCACUGACGAAUUAUAUAUUCGGAACAAAGGAACCGCUCUUUGAAAAAGAUCCAUCAGUUCCGGCCAGGUUCCAACGAAUGAGAGAUGAAUUCGAUAAAAUCGGCAUGCGGCGCAGUGUAGAAGGUGUACUACUCGUCCACGAGCAUGGAUUACCUCAUGUUCUUUUGCUUCAACUGGGCACGACAUUUUUCAAAUUACCUGGAGGUGAGUUGAACACGAGCGAAGAUGAGGUGGAAGGCUUAAAACGACUUUUAACUGAAGCUUUGGGGCGUCAAGAUGGUGUAAAACAAGAAUGGGUUAUUGAGGACACAAUUGGUAAUUGGUGGAGACCGAAUUUUGAACCACCCCAAUAUCCCUACGUUCCACCCCACAUCACAAAACCAAAGGAGCACAAAAGAUUAUUCCUAGUUCAGUUGCAGGAGAAAGCAUUUUUUGCAGUUCCUAAGAAUUACAAGCUAGUGGCGGCGCCACUUUUUGAAUUAUAUGACUGUUCACAAGGAUAUGGACCAAUAAUAUCGUCGUUGCCUCAGUCCCUAUGCCGAUUCAACUUUAUAUACAUGUGAGUACUCCUAAAUUCCAUCGAAGUGGCGUUAAAAUCAAUUGUGUUUAAUGUAAGUGGAUCAACAGACGGAAAAAAACUUCGCAGUGAGAGAAUAUGUACAAUAUGUGAAUGUAUGAACGUGCGUGACUGACAAUGUUUCACUGCAUUGUAAUACUCUACAUAUAGGGUAUAUAAUCAUUUACAUAGAAUAAAAAAAAAUAAUUAAACCUUGUUUCGGCAGUGUAGUGGUUUCGUGUUUUUGAUGGGAAUUUAAACGACAAUAUUUUUAUUGUAAUAAUAAAAAUUGAUUAAGAAUAAACUAAUUCAAGUCCGGGA